CUUGCCGAUAUCCGAAUCUCAUAACGGCCUGUAAGAACUCUGCUGCGCUCGCUCUCACACAUGUGCACAUAUUCUGUCGAAAGAGAGAAGACGCUGCUUGCGACAAAUGGAUCACCAUGGCGGAGCGGAAGCGGAACUGAACGAUGUUAACGUCGAGGCGCGGGACGCCGAUUCCUUUUCCGACGACUCUGGCUACGAAGAAGGAACCCUCUCGACAGCCUCUGUGGCGUCGAGCAUAUUUGACUAUGAAGAAGAAAACGGCCGAACAUAUCAUGCUUUUCAACGCGAUAAAAAAUAUGCGUUGCCCAACGAUGAGUCAGAACAGGAGCGAAUGGACAUCACGUACCAUAGCAUCCGCCUCACCCUCGAAGAAAAGCAUUGGCAUUGCCCGAUUGAGCGUCCUGGUAUGAUCCUCGACGUGGGGACAGGGACAGGAAUUUGGGCCAUCGAUGUCGCAGACGACCAUCCAAGCGCCCAAGUCAUCGGGAUCGAUCUUUCUCCCAUCCAACCCACCGCCGUUCCGCCCAAUCUCGAAUUCCAAGUCAUGGAUGCUGACGAAACAUGGACAUUCAGCCAAAGGUUCGAUUUCAUUCAUACACGUCUCAUGAACGGUUUCUCCCUCAAAUCGUGGGACUUCUUUUUUGAGCAAGCGUGGAAGACUCUCGAGCCUGGCGGGUGGGUCGAGAACCAAGAAUUUGAUCUCCAAUUCGCUUCGGAUGAUGGGACUAUGCCGGCAGAUGGAGCGGUGCAGCGCUGGAUCGAUUUGUGGCAGGAGGGUAUCUCGAAUUUUGGUUUGACCGGCCGUUGUUAUCCUGAUGUGAUUAAACAGAAGAUGGAGGCCGCGGGGUUUAUUAACUGUACUGUGAAGGCUUUUAAGAUCCCUGUUGGGCCGUGGCCAAAGGAUAAGAGGCUACGGCAAGCUGGUUUGUUGUUUCUUGUUGGUCUAUUAGAAGGCUUGAGCGGGCUGAGUGUAAGGACAUUUACGCUCGGUUUGGGGUGGAGCGUGGAGCAGAUGGAGGUAUUACUGAUGGAAGUGCGAAGGGAGUGGAAGAAGAAGGCAAUUCACAGUUACUGCCCUCUGUACAUUGUGUAUGGCCAGAAACCAUAUGACGCUGCAACAUGAGAGAAAGCAUUAAAGGAUAUCGACAGCAUCUAGAGCAAGGACUAUUUAGCGAGCAUUGUAUAGGAGUACAGACAACAGAAAUGGUCGCCGGCGACACGAUUGAACAGAUGACGGGAACAGAAUGCGGAUCGAUAGAACAGAGUGUGAAGAGAUGGACCAAGCAAUUACCAGAGAGCACUGAUAGCGA
Cercospora beticola is the source of this 1310-nucleotide messenger RNA. RefSeq names its product class I SAM-dependent methyltransferase. Lineage: Eukaryota; Fungi; Ascomycota; Dothideomycetes; Mycosphaerellales; Mycosphaerellaceae. The record is from RefSeq and is a predicted model, not a curated record. Gene Ontology annotation, molecular function: methyltransferase activity.